CACCACCACGCCUGACGAUUGCAGGGAUUAUUAAACCAUGGGAGGUGCUGUAUGUGCCGACUAGAAAGGUGAUGGAAAUACCCAGAGGUACAGGAGAGCGAAAUCCUGACAGCAAUAGCUAUCAAGCUGAUCUGCAGGGCUGGGGAUUUAGCUCAGUGGCGCCAUGCCUGCCUCGAAAGUGCAAGGUCCUGAGUUCGAUCUAUGGUACAGAAAACAAAACAAAACAAAACAAGCUGGUCUGCGCCCUAGAUGUCCCUCCACCCCCCUGAAAGUGUGUGGGAAGGGGAUUGAUCCUAGGUGCUCCCCACCCCCAUCCUCUCUGUCCUCACCUGGCUAGCCUGCCGGCUCCAUACCUUCUGUCCCGCCCCUUCUCCACCCCCAUCAGCGUGCACCCUGUGCCCAACAGAACUAGAGGUUCCCAGGCUGUUGGGAGAAGGCCUCCAUGCCUUAUGUGGUCCAAAGAGGGUCAGGUUCCUCCUGCUCCCAUUUCUUCCCAUUUCCCGGCACAGACUUCCUGUGCCCCAGCUCUGGCUGCUUCUGGGGAAUCAGGGUCUGAAUUCUACCACCUCCAGCAGAGAAAAGACAGUGCUGGGGAAGAGUUCAUUUAAAUAGUAACCUCUGCCUCUAUGUCAUCCAGCUUCAUGAUUUGGUAGAAGAACAGGGGUCUUACCUCCUCCCAUUAAGAUAUAGAGCAGGGCUGGGGUGCAGCUGAGUGGAGAGUAUUUGCCUGACAUGCAUGCGGUCGUGAGUUCAUCACCACACACACAGAAUAUACUAGGUUACAUCUGACAGUAUGACAGGAACUGGCUCUAAGUGUGCUGCAAGGUACCAAGGAGCUCAGAGUCACCUGGCUGGCUCCCAUCAUGACCUGCUGUGGCCUGGGUUAAGUACUGGGACCUGAGAGCCAGGAAGGGUGAGGGGUAGGAUCUAUAUAGAGACUCUUCUCUGGGUCUGGCCCAGCCUGUGGCCAAAGGCAGGGAUCCAGCCACAGUUCAUCCUACAGCUUGAUAGUGUUCCAGAAAAUGGGCAGGCAGACAAUCAGAGCCAGAUCAGGACCCUGAGGCCAUAGGGGCUGAGGGCUGUGUCCCCUUUCCUCCUGAUGAGGAAGGCCAUACUAGUUAGUAGUGUCAGGCAGGGAUAACAGAACUGGGGUAUCAUGGAGCAGCCCUGCCAACAAUGGCAGACACUGGCUUCCCCUCCUGCUCUCAUGCUAUCCUGUGGCUUGGCAUCCAGUCUGUGGUCAGGCCUCCCUGGGCUCAUCCUACACCUCUCUCAGGACCAGGGAGUGUGCAGAUGUGCUGUAUGCACCUGCUCUGAUUCCCUGGCCCUUGGUCAAGGAGGGGUGGGCCUGGGCUUAGUAAUGUCCUGUCCUGGCUCAAGAAGCCCUAAGGAGAGAGAGGUCCAUGGUGGCCUGGGGAAUAUACAUGGCAUACAUUCUGCCUGAGGCUUCACCCCACUUGUGAAGCACUUGUAAUGUCUUCUGUGGGGCAUGCACUGAUGGGAGUCACAUACUGCUCUCAAGAAGCUCACAGACUCUGUGGGAGCUGCUAGGACACCUGCCAAGAACAGAGGUUCUAAGUGCAAUAUAUUGGGCAAGUCCUUGAUCUCACUGAGCCUCACUUUCUUCACCAAUAGCAGAGUGGUCACCUUGCCUUACCCAGCUUACCAGAUGUAGAUGAAAGUAUUCUGUGCAAAGAAAAAGCCGGGACCUUUCCCUCAGGAUGGCCACGUUGCUGCGGGUUGUGCUCCUCAGGGUGUCUGCUGCCCCACUGCCCCCUGCACCUGUCUAGAAAAGGAGCCUGCAAAUCUAGGAGCCACCAUACUCCCUGCUCUCAACCAUCCGCCUCUGGGUUAGGCUGUGGCUGGGCUGGGCUAAUUCUGCACCUCUGCGGAUCAUGUAGGUGCCUCUCUAGCUGGGGCAGGAUUGUGCAUUGUGCAAGGUGAGGGUCACCUUGGAGCUGCACUUCCUCUGGGUCCUGGUCUGACUGCUGUUACACACCCCGAAUGGGCUGACGGCUCAUGCACACCUUGCCAAUAACUCCUACAAGAGGAGACAGACAGUGCUAUAGAGAACUGUUCUUUCAUGCUGCUGCUGCUGGUGGUGUGGGGCUAUAAACUUCUUGCAGGGAAGGAUGUGGAUGCACAGAUGGGCUUCUGGGGUUGGUGGGUGGGUGUAGAGCCUGUGGAGGGUGUGUCGCUCCUGGAGGGUGAGCACGUCGUGGUCUGUGUGCAUGUCUGCUUCCUUUUCUCAUCUUUAUCACUAAUCAGUCUUGUAUAACCAGGCCAGUGCGGCUUCCUGCUUAGGGGCUAUCUGUGAGCCAUCUGUAGCUACAAAUGGGGUGACAGGGCGUCAGCAGCUUCUCCACAGGCAGGCACUUCCUGAUACCUACUGGUCUGCAGCAAACCACUAGCUCCCCAGGGAGCUAGGUAUCCCAGGGCUCAGGGCCUUGCCAUUCUCAGUGCACCUGGGCCAGGUAGUUUAGGCAGUGUCAUCUGUUGCCAUCCUCAUCCAUGUUCUGGGGCAGAACCCUGGGAUGGGUCUUUAGGGCAGAGAAAGAGAGUGUGGAUACCUAGAGGUUGGCUGUAUGACCUUGGGCAAGAUGCCUCCCCUUCUUGGAGACUCUAUUUCCUUCUUAUAAACAGGGCUACUCUUUGCAUGGCUAUUGUCAGAACUAAAGUAGCAUGGGAGGCACCACUGAGGAGCUCUGUGAAUCUGCCUGUGGCUGUUAGUAGUAACUGGUUCUCCCAACCCUAACUGUCCUGUGGUUGACCCUGGACCCUGGGGGCAGGGGGAUGAGCUGGCAGAGGUUGUAGGUCUCAGAAAGGGGCCUUCUAGGCAGACAUAGAGGCAUAGUCUCAGAGUCCAGGACCUGGCAGAUCUGAGUCUGAGCCAGGAGUCUGGUCAGGUCAAGUGACCCUUCUGAGUUUCAGCUUAUGAUCAGUGAAGCUUGGACAGAGGUGCUCAGCCUCUUUCACAGGACACGGCCAGGGCAUAUGUGGUUGCCCCACUCAGAGCCUUUGCUGAGGAGGGUCUCAUGGGGAACAGCUUCCCAGAAUGGUGCCUAGCACAGGCCCCUCAAUCCAGUCCCUUGCAGGUUGGACCUUGGAGAGUGAGGCCCUGAUUCAAGAUGUGGGCACCUGGCUCCUGCUCUGUACCUGUGUCUGCUGGGGAGUCUCUGUCCCAGAGGAGGGAGGAGAGACAAGGGCUGAAACUUUCACCUGCCUCACCAACUACAUCCUCAGGAUUGAUUGCCAUUGGUCUGCCCCAGAGUUGGGCCAGGGCUGUGGCCCCUGGCUCCUCUUCACCAGCAACCAGGCACCUGGCAGCAAGCACAAGUGCAUCUUCCAGGGUAGUUCAUGCACUGUGGUGCUGCCGCCCGAGGAGGUGCUCCUGCCUUCUGACAACUUCACCAUCAUUUUCCACUACUGUGUCUCUGGGAAGGAGCAGGUUAGCCUGGUGGACUCGGAGUACCUGCCCCGGAGACAUGUUAAGCUGGAUCCUCCCUCUGACUUGCAGAGCAACACCAGCUCUGGCUCCUGUGUCCUGACCUGGAGCAUCAGUCCUGCCCUGGAGCCGAUGGCCGCACUUCUCAGCUAUGAGCUGGCCUUCAAGAAGCAGGAAGAGGCCUGGGAGCGGGCCCAGCACAAGGACCACAUAGUUGGGGUGACCUUGCUUACCCUUGAAGCCGUUGAGUUGGACCCUGGCUCCACUUAUGAGGCCAGGCUGCGUGUCCAGAUGGCCAUGCAGGAAGAGGACAUGGCAGAGGAGGAGUGUCAUGAGGGCCAGUGGAGCAAGUGGAGCCAGCCUGUGUGCUUCUUCUCUCCCCAACCACAUGCCCUGCCCACAGGCCUCUUGAUUUCAUCUGAGAAGUGGCCAGAGACCGCCCUUGUUGCUGUGACCAUCUUUCUUCUGCUGACUGGCCUGACCUACCUCCUGUUCAAGCUGUCAUCCAGGAUGAAGAGAACUUUCUACCAGAACGUGCCCUCGCCAGUGGCAUUCUUCCAGCCCCUCUACACUGAGCACGGUGGGAACUUCCAGACCUGGACAGAGGCCCACAGGGCUGGUCCACAACCAACCCAAGACUGCGAUAGCAUUCCACAAGGAGCCUCAGAAUCCGGUGUGUGGGAGGCCAUCGCACUGCUCACUUACGGCCCAGCAUGGCCCUGGCAGCCCUCAGGCCUGGAGGGCAAAGAGAAUCCUGGCUCUGGCCUCCCAAAAUCCUGGAGCUUAGAGGAUGUGCUGCCAGCAGGGUGUGUGGAAUUGGAAGGACAGCCAUCUCCCUAUCUGCCACAGGAGGACUGGGCCCCCAUGUCCUCCACCAGACCAGCUUCCCCAGACUCAGAGGGUGGCAGCGGUGACUACUGUGUCCUGGAUUGCUAUGGGGGUUGCCACCCCUCAGCCCUCCCAGGAAACACGCAGAGUCCCAUGCCCCUCCCGGCCUUGGCCUGUGGCCUUUCCUGGGUCCAGCAGGGUUUGGAUGCCCAGCAGAGAGGUGCCUGUGAGGGAGCUGCUCACAGUCAGGGUCAUGGGCUGCCUGAGGACCUCUAGGGAGUUUUGCUGCCUCCUGUUCUGGGCAUGCCAUAGGCUCAUCCUGGAAGUCUAGAACCCUGAGUCACCCAGAUGCAUCAUGUCCAUUUUGGGAAAAAUGGGCUAAAAUUCCUGGACUGACCCUUAGCUGGGACUGGACCCCUCGAGAAGGGGUGCUGUGCAGGGGUGAGAGGCACCCUGUCUGGAUGGAGGCUCCUUACCCCCUCUGCUCACCCCAGCAUCCAACAGUUAUCCCUCCCUUCCCCACUCCCCUUCCCAGCUUCAUCCCAGCCUGUUCUGCCCAGGGGACACAGGUGAGACACCAUGCAGGUGGAGCAUUCUCUUUCUAUGCUUCUUGUGGCACCUUCCACACAGAGGUUAAAAAGGACAUCUUGUCUGUUCCAGAUUGGAUGGCUGGGGUAGGGAUUGUAGAUGAGAGGGAUUUCUGGGCUCCAAGAACAGCAGGGAGAAAGCUCAGUGAUCCCAAGGGAAUGACCCUGGACUCAGUGAUGGUCCAUGGAGGCCAACCUCUUGCGCCUCCUUGUCUUCACCCUCCACUGGUUCUGGGAGCCUGAGGAGCCUGGUGGAGAAGUCAGGCUGAGAAGUCAGGGUGGGAAGGGGCCACUGGGCAUGGCCACGGCCUGUGAAGAGCCUUGCUUCCACCCCACCCUGUUGUGGGGUGCACUGGGGAGACAGCUGUGGUCUGGGGAGUGGUACAUAAAGCAGAAUGUGCCUGUGUUGUUUUCCUAGGGCUGCUCUAGCAAAAUACCACAAACUGGGUCUCUAAGAAACAGAAGUCUACAGAUACUCUGCUGGGCUUGCUUUUGUAGGUUCUCUUUUUUCUUCUCUUCUCUUUUCUUCUUCUCCCCCUCCCCUCUCUCUUUCUUCCCUAACAGCUUUUAGUAUUUUCUCCUUUUUUAGAAUUUCUGGAAUUUUUUUUUUUUUUUGGUACCGGGGAUCGAACUCAGGACCUUGCACUUGCAAGGCAGGUGGUGGAACCACUGAGCUACAUCCCCAGCUGGAACUUUAUGAUUUGUGGAGAGGUUCUUUUCUGGCCAUGGGUAUUUGAGGCUCCAUAUGCCUCUUAUACUUGAAUACUGAAUUCUUUGCCUAGAACUGGAAAUUUUUCUGCUAUGAUUUCAGUGAAUAGAUUUUGUAUACCUUUUGAGUCAUCUUCUAAUUUUUCAUUUAUUCCUAUAAUUAGAGGGUUUUUUCUUUUCUUUCUUUUUUGUUAUCUAGCAGUUGCUGAAUCCAGCUUACAUGGUAUCUUGUCAUUAUUAGGGUAUCACUGAGUUUAUGAUUUACUACAUCCACCUUGCCUUCUAUUUCUGACACUGUUUUCAUAUGGGUCAAAUCUGUUACCCAUACUUUCCAUUGAAUUUUUCAUAUUAUCUAUGUCUGCUUGCUAUUUUCCAGACUUUCUAAUUCUUUACCAAAAUGGUCUCAGUUUAUUGUUUGUUUCCUCCCCUCCUCCUUCUUUUUGAGAUAGGGCCUCCCUAUGCAGUUCAGGUUGACCUUGAACUCACUAUGUAGCCAAGGCUGGCCUCGAACUUGCAGUGAUCUUCCUCCAUCAGCCUCUGGGUGCUGGG
Molecule: messenger RNA, 6117 nt
Organism: Heterocephalus glaber (naked mole-rat)
Lineage: Eukaryota; Metazoa; Chordata; Mammalia; Rodentia; Bathyergidae
Gene: Il9r
Product: interleukin 9 receptor
Biological process (GO): cytokine-mediated signaling pathway; immunoglobulin mediated immune response
Cellular component (GO): external side of plasma membrane; membrane
Molecular function (GO): interleukin-9 binding; interleukin-9 receptor activity
Source: RefSeq, a predicted model, not a curated record